CGUCCCCGUCUCUCCCCUUUCUGGCUCACCUGGUCAUUUUCAAGGUGGCAGGACAAUGUGCUUUUGAAACAGCAUGUCCUACUUCUUCCCUCUCUCCGGCCCUAAAUCUCCAGUCGUGACAAAUGACUUACAUCCCUACCUCGAAAUCUCAGUCCUUCCCUCAUCUUACGCCUUUUACGCAGGAGAAACCUUCUCGGCUAUCUUAACAUUCCGCAAUGUCCGCCAAGCCUCUACACAUGGUUCAAGCUCGAAUGUUGGGGACGCUCUGAAGUCUGAUAUAUCUUCACGAGCACCCUCCUCGACCACAUUGAGUCCUACACCUGAUGCGCAGUCUCUCAAAAGACAUGGCCUCAUCGGUAGAGAAAGGGAGAACGCAGAUGCUGGACCAUCCAAACCGCCUGCUCCUCUCACUUUAGUCUCGACCGCUACGCCACCUAUUGAUGAUAUACAAAUGGGAUUUCCCUAUAGUCCCGGGGCGAACCCUUUACAUCGAGCCGGAUGGCCACAAGGAGGUUUAGGAGAAGGAUUUGCUGGUAUCAGAAGUCCUGAGGCUUUCAAGAAGAUGGAAGCUAAUGGGGGACAUGCAAGAAGAGCUAGAAGUUUGGCGUUGGGUAGAGGCAGUCUAAGUCCUCAGGAGAUGAUUUGGGCCUUGGCGGGUCAGACUCCCCCUCCUCUUCCAGCCCGACGGCAAGACCAAUUCAAUGCAUCUCCGUCCCAUUCCCACUCACGCAGUUUAACAGUCACCGGACCCAUGGCAUCCCCAGCUUCCUCCACGCCUCGCUCCCCUCGAACUGAUCUACCUUCCAUAUCCGAAUCCUUUCCUUCGUAUCAUAACGCAUACGGUGCAUCUUACCUCGGCUUUGGCACACCUCCACCUGUCCAUCCCUUCAUUCGAGAAAAAGAAAAUAAAACAAUCACGGUCUUAUGGGCGUACACUCACUUGGCGGGACAAUUCCAUCCUUCUUCACAAUACAUACCACCUGAUCCUCUGUUACCUCUUCGCUCGAAACUGUUACAUCAGCCAGUAGGCUCAGGAUCGUUGUCAACGGCUGGUGGGGUGACUAACACCAGUCGGUGGCAGCUGUCAUUUGGAACGGGUGCCAUUGGUAAUUCUCUGCAACCUAGUUUGACGGGUAGUUUGGUUGGUUUAGCCAAGGAGCUGGUUUAUGGCGGUGUGGGAGGAUCUUUGGAGGAGGAGAGAAGAAGGGUUUGGAAUACGAAGGAUUUGCCUGUCUUCGAGACUACCAGGAGUCUUUUAGGGGUAGACUUGAAACUCAAGGAGGGAGAAACGAGGCAAUUCGUCUACACCCUGCAACUGCCUACGAACCUCCCUCCUGCACACGAUGGCAAGGCUUAUAGCUUCACAUAUCACCUCAUGGUCUCGCUUACUGUCUUACUUCCAGGAGAAGGGAAGAAUCAAAAGUCUCUAGACAUCUCUGUGCCUAUCCGGAUAUGGGGCAAUGUAUCUUUAUCACAUCCGAGAAAAUACGAUGUUCUCAAACCCAUCAUCCAAAAUACCGAUCAUGCCAAAACAGAAGACAUCACAUCCUCCUCCAAAUCUCAAUUGAUCAACCGACGGUCUUAUGAUACGCAUGCAGAGGCUGAAAUGAACACUGAGGAAUCACUGAAAGCGUACGCCCAACACUUAUUGGAUCAUCUGGAAGAGGCUGGUACUCCCAUGUCUAGGUCGUCACCCAUGUUACCUCCAAUGUCACCUAGUACACCAUGUGAACAACUACGGUCACCCUCUCCAGCGAUUACUCCUAUUGGACAUACGACGUAUGGAAUAGAUGAUAGCGAUUCAGGACGUCGGCUGAGAGUCCCAGAAGGUAUGGCUAGUCCAAGUAUAGGAUUCAAUGGAAUAGGAUUGAUCGGUGAGCAAGAGAAAGAUGUCGAUGGAAGAAGUUGUAAGGAAGCUGUGGAGAUACUCAGUCGACAAUCUACCAAGAACCCCUAUGAUAUCUCCAAACACUCUGAACUCAUCUCCCGUCUUACUUUAAUCAAAGACACCUAUCGACUCGGCGAAACACUCCUCUGCAUUCUCACAUUCAACCUACCCAUUUUCUCCCGUCGUGUUCUCAAACUCGCCGCAUAUCUCGAAUCACACGAAAUCAUCCCUGAAGCCCUUCUGCCUCCUUCACCGAACUCUUCGGGACACAUCAAACAUCCUACGCUGAACCGAGUACACGCUGAUAAAAAGAGCGGAUAUCUCACUUCUACCACGAGGCUAGUGGUAGCUUUGGACAUACCCAGUGAUGCUACUCCGAGUUUUUCCUUGAGUGCCGGAUCGGAUGGAAGAUUGGGAGGUAUGGAAUGGAGGUUGAAAGUGUCCUUGUUGGUCUCUGUCCCUCCGAGAAGUCGGGAGAAUGGACGACCAUCCAUUUCGCGUUAUCGCAAUUCCCUGUCAGAUCUGAAAGAUAUCGACGGUGUAAGUCAAAACGAGGCAAAGGGUUUUCAUGGUCCUCGAAUACUGGCAGAUAUCGAUGAACUGAGUAUGAUAAAUGGCAAAAAGUGGAUAGAUGGACAAGACGUAAAAUCAUCUCGAGAGCCUGGGAAGACGGAUGAAGUAAGAGGGAAGAAAGAAGAAUCUGAAGUCAAGAGAGAAUCGAAAAAAGCUUUAAAUCAACAUAUGGGAUCCAAACAAUUUCAAAAUAACGAAACGAUUCAUCUCCUUCCUUCGAAACAUAAGAAUGAUCAUGAUCAAAACAAUUGGCAAGCAUCUCCAGAUGUUUCACCUCUGAUUUGGUUGGGAGGAACAUGGCAUGAGAUGAGUACGGAGACGGUGAGUUUAGAAGUACCAUUGAGGGUAUUACCGGGUACAACGGAUUUUGUGGUGAAGCCGGAUAUACAUUUGAUCUAAGAUAGAAUAUGCAUGGGUGGUUUUUUGUGUG
Messenger RNA from Tremella mesenterica DSM 1558, 2891 nucleotides. RefSeq lists its product as uncharacterized. The record is from RefSeq and is a predicted model, not a curated record. Bases 74 to 2860 code for a protein of 928 amino acids. The transcript is spliced from 6 exons. Gene Ontology annotation, cellular component: Ric1-Rgp1 guanyl-nucleotide exchange factor complex; Golgi membrane. Gene Ontology annotation, biological process: retrograde transport, endosome to Golgi. NCBI's taxonomy places the organism in Eukaryota, Fungi, Basidiomycota, Tremellomycetes, Tremellales, Tremellaceae.